AUGGCACUUUCCCCAGAGCAGCAGAGCCUCAAGACUCGUUUUGACGCGGAACUGGGCGCUGCAGCCUUUGACGAGUCGUGGUCCCGGAUGCUCAAACACUCACCAGAAAUGUUCGCUGCAGCACUGCGACUCACAGCCGUACCAAAGAAGACCAACCAUCUAUCACCCAAAACACAAGCUCUAAUUUCCCUUGCCGUAAGCGCAGCAGCCACACAUUUGCACGUGCCCAACAUCCACCGAUACACGCGGGCCGCCCUCGCAGCAGGCGCCUCGCAAGCCGAGAUUGUCGAAACACUAUGUCUGACAUCGACGCUCGGGAUCCACGCCUCCACCGUGGGCGUCCCCCUCCUCUUUGAAGUCCUCGAAGAGCGCGGCGAGGCCAUCCAAACAGGGCCGUCGGGCAUGACGCCGCAGCAACUAGCCCUCAAGCACGAUUUCGAAACCAAGCGCGGAUACUGGAACAAAAUGUGGGAAGAACAGCUACUCAUCGCCCCGGACUUCUUCGAUGCCUACACGGAAUUCAGCUCUGUGCCGUGGACGAAUGAGGGAGGUAAGGGCGUGCUCGAGCCCAAAGUCAAGGAACUGAUUUAUUGUGCGUUUGACUCGGCCGCCACACACAUGUACCAGCCGGGCCUCAAGCUGCAUAUGAGGAACGUGCUGAAUUACGGGGGCACAAAAGAGGAAAUCAUGGAGGUUUUGGAGUUGGCUACGCUGUUGAGUCUGAGUACGUUGGAUGUUGGGCUCGAGAUGUUGGAUAAAGAGUUGGCGAGGGAAUGA
This is a messenger RNA of Exserohilum turcica Et28A, 777 nucleotides long. RefSeq lists its product as uncharacterized. The record is from RefSeq and is a predicted model, not a curated record. NCBI's taxonomy places the organism in Eukaryota, Fungi, Ascomycota, Dothideomycetes, Pleosporales, Pleosporaceae. Bases 1 to 777 code for a protein of 258 amino acids. The transcript has a single exon. Gene Ontology annotation, molecular function: peroxiredoxin activity.